CAUCAGGAAGGCGGAGCAUGUUCCCGGCCACAGCGUACUGGCCAUAGAGCUCGACUGCACGUCAUCGCGCAGGGCAACGGAGUGACGUACGCGCAUGGUUGCCAAGGGACAGAUGCUUGGCGUCUAUGGGCUCUAGUAGUAACGGCGUUCUGCCCCCUGCUGCUCCCUCUCUCACACAGACACAGGUGCCGCCUGCUGCUGCUGCCGCUAGGAAUGGAUAUGACUCUUGAUCAAUACAACAAUUCCGACAGACAGAAUGAGCCAUGGUUGGACUUUUGCUCUCAUGAAACAUUGUUACCAGGAAGUCCAUGGCAUAAGGUGUUGGACAAAAUUGGAGUAGUGUUUGCUGAGAAAGUACGGCCAUUGCUAGAUGAUCCCCAGGAAAGGCAAAUGAUAUUCAAACUCCUAGGAAAAGAUUAUGUACAAAAACAUUUCAGCGACUACCCAAAUGAUCCCAGUCUGCUGCAUCCUCCAAACAUGAGUAAUGUAGAACAUGAAAACACUGAAAAAAAUACACAGAUCUGGCUCUGGAAUCAGUGGAUAAAAACAGCAGAGCAAUUAGGAUGUCAUCUGACAGGUGAUGGUCCUACUGAACUAUCAGCAGAAAUGACACAUUUUGUAAAUCAUGCCUUCACUCUUAUUGAAAACAAAAUGAAUCUACUUCUGGCCGAACAUGAAGCCAAAAAUGAGAAUGACCAGUCAGGAAUUGAUAAUGAGUUGGGAACAUGGACAUCAUUCUUAACGAGGCGACCAAAAUCAGUUGACAGUAAAGACUUGAGUUUUGCCAUACACAAAAUGGAAACUUUCCAUUUAAAAAAUGAUAAAGGCGUUGCAGGAAAACCAAACAGACCUCCAUCUUUAAGCUGCUCUGGGGCCGAAGUGCUGGGAAAUGCAGUCGGCGCCAUCAUUGCGUUAGAAUCAAGUGCAAUGGCAAUGGUGUGCAACAGGCUUAGUGGACAUCUUCUUCCAAAAUCUUUACGACGGCUCAUAUGGAUGGAUAAACUUUUAAGGUUCGAUACAACUUUCAAAGGCGUCAAAAUAAACUUAAUUGAAAAAGAGACAAGGGAGAGAUAUGGUAGAAAACUGGAACACAAAUGUGCUGAGUUAAAGAUCAGAAGUGCAACACGUUCUCCAAUUUCAGGUCUUAUUGAGAAUGCCGUGGUGGAGAAAUUUCGAAGCACACCCUCUAUGUAUCAGUUUGCAACGGAUGAACAAAUGAUUAAUGAGUCAAGCAAAUCCUUAAAUGUACUGUACGUUUACAAUGGUACCUAUGAGCCAUACUUCAUCCAUUGGCUGUUCCCUCUGCAAAUGGCAUUCAAACAAAUAGCACCCAAAGCUGAGCAUCCAUAUGAAUUAUUCAUGUAUCUGCAUCUUCUGAUUAAAAACAUAUUCCCUUCAUGGAUGGAAAUUUUUGCAAUGGCUGAGCGAGUCAUGGUUACCCUACAAACAGAGGAUGCGGAGCUGUUUACUCAUCUUCAACGUAGUUUUCAAACUAAUUUGACUUUCAACCCAAAAGAUUUUUUAGUAGAAUUGAUUGCUAGAGAGAGAAAGGAAGCGCUGAAACUUUAUGCAAGUAGCAGUAACCUAGAAAGCAUUGCUAACUCCCAUGAGGAACUGCUAGCAAGUCCAGUCAUCUUCCUCAGAAAAUGGAUGGGUGAGUGUUUUGUUAGUUCACUGGAUGUGCCUGCAGUGUUGCUCAUAUGGGAUCAGCUGUUCAUGCAGAACUGGAAUCAUAAAGUGAUGGAGAGUUUCUGCCUAGUAAUACUUAUGUUACUGAAAGAUUCAAUCAUGGCUGCCAGAGAUUAUCCUGCAAUCAGACAGAUAUUGUUGAGUGAUGGAUAUCACUUACUAACAGCUGAUAUACAGAGGGCCUGGAUACAUUUACAACAAGGAGGAUUACUUGCAGAUAUCCCUGGCAUGAAUCAACUGAAUGCAAGGCAAGUCCGUGAUCUGUCUCCUAGGCUCCAAGAUAGGAAUUCAAGGGAUGUCAGAAAACUCUUGUCUUUUGGUGUAAAGGAUAUUGUGUUGAAAAUCAUGUCAACAGAGAAUACUGAUAAAUCUUCAAGUACUUGGUUAAGAGAUUUUGAUCCCAUGGCUGUGGCACUAACAUUUUCUAUACAUUAUGGAGGCAUGAAUUUACAUUCCAAGACAAGCUUUUCUAAACCAGUUCUUUUGGAAAAUGUCAGGAAGAAUGAAGCCACAACAAAGCCACAAAAAAGGAAUUUGUUUCUUAUGCAGUUUAAUGACUUGUUUGAAUUUGAUUCCAUAGACCUAUCAGAAUAUUCAAAUUACACAAAAUCUGGAGAAAUGCCUUUUCUUUUAAUAGAGGCAAUUUACAAUGAUGGAGAAAGAGCUCCCAAACCACUUGGAUGGACAAAAGUGAGUGCUUUUGAACAGGAAACAAGAAGCACUCGAGAUGUAUGGAAACCCAGGGAGUUCUCAUCACUGAUAUCAUUACAUCCUGGGAAAGAGCCAGACAAUAAUAAUGAGAGCCCUCCAGGUAGCAGCACAUCAGGAUCACAUGAUUCAAGUAUUGAGCUAACAGUGUAUGACCCAACAAAGGAAUAUCAGCACAGAAUAAGCAAUGUAACUGUAGAAAAGAGGAAUGUAACAGAAAUGACCCCAUCAUCAAUACCACCCUGGGUGCAGCAUAAUGAAUUCACUUCAUUGCCACAUCCCUCAACUUUGCAGGAGCCCUUUGAUUUAUACAUUGAUACUUUGCAUUAUAUACCUGACUGUGCCACUAUUACUAAGGUCUCUGCACAAAUUCUAAAGCCUGGAAGGAGAUCUCUGCCUGCAAUCUCCAUUUUGCCAAGAAUCAACAGUUCAGCCCGAAACCCUGUAUUCAGUUUCUGCCAGUUGCUAAAUAAGGAGGAUGAAAAACUAAAUGUUAAUACAAAUAUUUUGUUUCAAGUGACUACUGUGGACUUAGAUUCAGGAAAUGUUGCUGUAAUUGGGAAUUGUAUGCUCCGUGUCUUUACUAAUGAAGGGAAACUUAAUGUUGGAGGAUUUCAGCUAAAACUGAAGACAGGUUUGCCACCCAAAAAACUGGACUCUCUUGCACCAUCUGAUUUACAAGAGUAUACUGCUUUUCCUUGCUGUUCCCUCUUGGUGCGACUUCUACCACAUGCUGAGCUCUCACAGCCAGUGCCCAGCUACUCUUCGGGCUACUACUUCACAGAUGAAGCUAAGCCCACAAGGUCAGAAUUUGAGAUUAUGUCCACAUUUCAACAGGAUGUCUUGUUUCCCAAGAGUGUGAAAGACAUGGCAGAACAAUUAAUGGAAAAAGAUCAGAACCAAGUGCAAGAAAAUCAGUUGAAUGACUGGUAUGAGAAAAGAAUAGGAGUUCAUAAGUCUUCUAUGUUACAUCCGUCCUUGAAUUAUUGUAACAUUCAUCACGUAUCACGAUACCGCCAGCAUAUUGGUCUCCGCAUCCAAAUCAAACAAGCAUUUGGACUGGAAGUGGAAGGUCUUUACAUCAAUGCCUUUGCUAGAAUACUAAAGGGAGCCCAGAGUAGCAAACUGGCAGAGUUACCACAACACUGGGGAGGAGAGGAGAAGCUACUGACACGCCAGCAUGACUUCACAAGUCUGCAGAGAUCACCCAGGUGGACUGAUACUUCUGUGGUGCUGCAUCCUUAUUUGGAUAGUAACACUGUGCUUCUAGUUCAACUAUUUGGCAUGUCUGCUACAUAUAUCCCGCAUGCCAGGGGUGACCAACGUGGCCAUGUGAUAUCCCAGAGUGGACAACAGCUUGAGCUUCAUGCACCGCUAGGAUGGACUGUGUUUCCCCUAUUUGAGAGGCAGUAUGUUUAUAGUGGAAUCCAUAGUGCUCCCCUGUUUCAAGGCCUUCCUAAUGCUGGAUUUCUACAAUCUUUAUCUGAGACUUCGGUGAAAGCAGCCAUUGAGGAAGGAUUGAAGAAAAAGACUUUAGCUCUUCAUAAAAGUUAUGGAAGUAUAACAGUGAAAAUAUGGGGUGGCCAUUAUUUUGAAGAUGAACAUUAUGCUUUACUGGUUGUCAAUGACCUACUCACUGUAAGCAAUAUCAAGAAAUUCUUGGCCACCCAAUCCAACAAAAAAGGCAAAGAAAUGUCUGUGCUGGUAACGGAGAGCCUGGUUAGCAAACAGCGGAACAUACAGAGGAAAAGCCCUGAAUACAUCAGACACCAACAGUUUUAUGAAGAGGCAAUGGGAGAGAAGUUCUACGAUCUUAUUGAGAUGGCCCUGCUGAAUGCAGGAUAUGGUCCUUUGUAAGCCAUCUGUUCUUCAGCGACACCUGGAAGAGAAUAAAAACUGUGACGCAUAAUAAUUAACAGCUAUAAUAAUAAGAAAUUGUGUACUGCAUAUUACUGUUUAUGUAUAUAGUACCAACAUACUGUAUUCUACAGCCCUGUACAAUGAGAGAACAUUAUUAAUUACAUAACUGGCUAUUUGUUCCCCAAAAA
Messenger RNA from Pseudophryne corroboree (corroboree frog), 4445 nucleotides. RefSeq lists its product as uncharacterized. The record is from RefSeq and is a predicted model, not a curated record. NCBI's taxonomy places the organism in Eukaryota, Metazoa, Chordata, Amphibia, Anura, Myobatrachidae. The transcript has 30 exons. Bases 214 to 4254 code for a protein of 1346 amino acids.